This is a messenger RNA of Colletotrichum acutatum, 1270 nucleotides long. RefSeq lists its product as uncharacterized. The record is from RefSeq and is a predicted model, not a curated record. The coding region runs from base 120 to 863 and encodes 247 amino acids. The transcript has a single exon. Lineage: Eukaryota; Fungi; Ascomycota; Sordariomycetes; Glomerellales; Glomerellaceae.
AUUGACGGCCUCGGCACCUUCCAGGACGGCGGCUUAGUGGCCAACAACCCGUCCUCGAUCGCGCUGCAAGAGGUGGCCCCCUUUUCCCUGAAGCGCCACACCCAAGCCUUCUAGCCUCGAUGGGCACAGGCUCCUCCUCGAGCUCGCCCAGCGGCGGGUGGUGGGACUGCUUCCUCUUCCGCCUGGCGCGAGCGUUCCGGAACCGGGACAAGAACGACUGGCAGCGGGUCGUCGCACAGAAGAAGGUGGGUCGAUUCGGUGAGUUCUUCCGCUUCGAUGUCGAGUUCGACGGCUCCGAGCCGCCAUUGGACAGCCUGUCCAGCUUCGACGACGAAGAAGAUGAUGGGUGCACCUUUGAAGGCCUCCCCGCCCUGAGACGUCUGAGAUUGUGCGCGAGGGCAGAGCUGUUCGUCUUUGAGCUGCAUGCUUCGCGUCCGUACCUGUUCUCCGACGGGGGGUACGAUUGCCGCGGGCAGAUUUGUUGCCGGCUGCGCGCUCGCUCCGAGAGCCUGACGGCGUUGAUGCGGCAGCUCGCGAGCGGCAAGGCGUAUUUCCGCGUCGGCGGCCAUAAGGUAGCUUGUGAUUUUGCGUCAUACCCGGCGGCGUUCCUAGAUGGUCAUUUCCGUCUGGACGUGAAGUUUCGCGUGGCCAGUCUGCAGGAGUCGCUCGCCAUUUGCCUAUGGGAGACCGCCGAUGAGGGUCGCGACAUCAGCGGCUCGCCGUUUACCGUGCAGCAGCUGGUGCGGAGCCAAAAGCUCGAGCAGUGCUUCGGCACCUCUGAUCAUCGUAAGAAACGGCGACGGGACGAUGACGACGACGAAGACGAGGGCGCAAGCCGCAAGCAGCCGAGAUUCAAGCGGUAGGGUGUGUGGUUGGUAGAAAAGGAAAGGACGUAUGCCGGUUCCUCUGAAUUGAUAUGCGUAGCGUAGCUAAGAAGAAUGAAUUUUUUGGGCUAAGGCUUAUCUUUAAACGCAGCAUCACUGCAGGCGAAUCCAUGCCGCUGCGCUUCGCCUGCGCAGUGCGAAUAUGGUACUCCGUCACGCUGAUCCUUUGCUCAAACUUUCAAGCAAUAUAGCCAUUGACUUUGGGCCAAUUACAAGGAUGCUCUAUGGGUAGUCGUCCGCUCAGAAACAGCGUGAAGUGAAGUGUUUCUCAGACUGACAUAAUUGCCGCAAAAACAGACCGCAUGGAGGUAGGGAGACUUUGAUCCCGCCUUCCUUGAUUGCUCCAGCAGUGGAUGGCUAACGUGGUCCGAGCUUCUCUGACCAUC